Messenger RNA from Ectocarpus siliculosus, 603 nucleotides. The record is from the annotation of a GenBank genome assembly. NCBI's taxonomy places the organism in Eukaryota, Phaeophyceae, Ectocarpales, Ectocarpaceae.
AUGACCGAUCCUGACAAGCUUAGGGAAUACCGUCGGAACUGGACUGUGGAAGACGAUUGCGUUCGCCCCGUUCGGUUCAAGACCGACGCGGUAACCAGCGCCAACACGGGCGUUCCGGCCCGUUUCCGAAUGUCCGAGAUGAGAAAGCUUCCGGGAACCCCAAAGGCUGUUGAACGACUUCGCGCAAAGGCCCUCGAAGGUGGGCAGAUGGGAAUAGUCCGACUCCAUCAGGCGUUGCAACGGCGGCUACAAGCAAACCACACGGAACCUCGCACCAGUGACGUGGCGCAACACCGAUUGCUACAGCCGAAUGACCUGAUGGAGGGGCUUAGCGGUGCGGGGUUGACACCGCUGACCGCGUUCGACGCGAAAAAGGUGAUCGAGUUUUGCACGAAGGGAGGCGACGAUGGUGCGAGUAUUACGGACGUCCUUGAGGAGCUCCGUUUCGGUGGCCCGGUCGACGAUGACUACCGGGUCCAAGCCGUGAAGGGCGCGUUUCGGGAGUUGGACGAGGGCGGAUCGGGCCUUAUCUCAGCUCGGGGCCUGAAGAGACGAUACGACGCUGCAGCUGCGAGCACCAGGACACUGAAGGCGAUGAGAUGA